Messenger RNA from Echinops telfairi (small Madagascar hedgehog), 8782 nucleotides. It is a transcript of the gene PCDH9, whose product is annotated as protocadherin 9. Gene Ontology annotation, molecular function: calcium ion binding. Gene Ontology annotation, biological process: homophilic cell-cell adhesion. NCBI's taxonomy places the organism in Eukaryota, Metazoa, Chordata, Mammalia, Afrosoricida, Tenrecidae. The record is from RefSeq and is a predicted model, not a curated record. Gene Ontology annotation, cellular component: plasma membrane. The transcript is spliced from 3 exons. Bases 653 to 3787 code for a protein of 1044 amino acids.
AGAGCGUGCACGCCGGGAAGGAGCGCCUCAGUCUCUGAAGCAUGAAAGAGAGAACUGAUUAGGAAUUCUUCAGGCAACUGUCAGCCCCCGGAGAGCAGGCAGAGAAUCACCAUCACCCCAACUCUGACGUUUCCUACCAGAAGUUAGAGACUUGAGCAGAAUUGCUAUCGCAUGGAAAUGGUAGGCUUGGUGCUGUGGAACACACUCCUGAGCUGAAGAAGUGCCACGGGCUGUGCCGUGCAUGUGUGCGUGUGUGCUAAACACCAGGAGAGCCCAGACCCAGUGGGUAAGCGAGAGGAAAUGUGGAGAGAAUGACCGACGACCAAUCUGUGAAUUUGUUCUUUGGAGUUGCUAAUUUGCCAGCCCGAAGCACCACAUUUUACAAGGAGGAAACGUUUGGCUGCUUCUGAUUUCUCCCUAAACUGGUGCUCCCAGAUGCAUGGCUUUCUAUGUGUUGGAACCUAUCCUUCCUAACUGCAGCAUACCGAGAAAGGGGAAAGGUGGAGGCAACUCACUGGCUGUAUCCAAAUAAGCGAUGAGAUGUAAUGCGUCCUCCAGUCCACGCACGCUUCCUCUUGCAAUCUGUGCAUCUUUCCUCAGUGGAUGCCUCUAAGCCCUAAAACCCAGGACAAGAAAAUAAAUACAUUUUAUCAUGGACCUGAGGGAUUUUUACCUGUUGGCUGCUCUGAUUGCCUGUUUAAGGCUGGAUUCCGCAAUAGCUCAAGAACUUAUUUACACUAUUAGAGAGGAGUUGCCUGAAAAUGUGCCCAUAGGAAACAUACCAAAGGAUCUGAACAUUUCUCACAUCAAUGCUGCCACAGGGACCAGCGCCAGCCUUGUCUACAGACUGGUUUCUAAAGCUGGGGAUGCCCCUCUGGUGAAAGUAUCCAGUAGCACGGGGGAAAUCUUCACAACCUCCAAUCGAAUAGACAGAGAAAAACUCUGUGCUGGAGCCUCCUAUGCCGAGGAGAAUGAGUGUUUCUUUGAACUUGAGGUGGUGAUCCUUCCCAAUGAUUUCUUCCGGCUGAUCAAGAUCAAAAUCAUCGUCAAGGAUACCAAUGACAAUGCCCCCAUGUUUCCGUCUCCUGUCAUCAACAUUUCCAUUCCAGAAAACACUUUGAUCAACAGCCGCUUUCCAAUCCCGUCAGCCACAGAUCCGGACACAGGCUUCAAUGGUGUGCAGCAUUAUGAAUUGCUAAAUGGGCAGAGUGUUUUUGGACUGGAUAUAGUGGAAACUCCGGAGGGAGAGAAGUGGCCGCAAUUGAUUGUCCAGCAAAACUUGGACAGAGAACAGAAAGACACCUAUGUGAUGAAAAUCAAAGUGGAGGAUGGAGGCACUCCCCAGAAAUCCAGCACGGCCAUACUGCAGGUCACAGUAAGUGAUGUCAAUGACAACCGGCCAGUGUUUAAAGAGGGUCAAGUGGAGGUGCAUAUCCCAGAGAAUGCUCCCGUAGGCACCUCUGUGAUUCAGCUCCAUGCCACUGAUGCAGAUGUAGGCAGUAAUGCAGAAAUCCGGUACAUUUUUGGUGCCCAGGUUGCCCCUGCAACUAAAAGACUCUUUGCUUUAAAUAACACGACUGGGCUGAUCACGGUUCAGAGGUCCUUAGACCGGGAGGAGACAGCCAUUCACAAAGUGACAGUGCUGGCUAGUGAUGGCAGCUCCACCCCUGCCCGGGCAACAGUUACUAUCAAUGUCACAGAUGUAAAUGAUAACCCUCCCAACAUAGACCUCAGGUACAUUAUAAGUCCCAUCAAUGGCACCGUGUACUUAUCAGAGAAAGAUCCUGUCAAUACAAAGAUUGCCCUAAUUACCGUUUCAGAUAAAGACACAGAUGUGAAUGGCAAAGUGAUCUGCUUCAUUGAACGAGAGGUCCCGUUUCAUUUGAAGGCCGUGUACGACAACCAGUAUUUGUUAGAGACUUCUUCUCUUUUGGAUUAUGAGGGCACCAAAGAAUUCAGCUUUAAAAUCGUUGCCUCUGACUCGGGGAAGCCCAGUUUAAACCAGACUGCCCUGGUAAGGGUUAAGCUGGAGGACGAAAAUGACAACCCACCAAUUUUUAACCAGCCUGUAAUUGAGCUGUCAGUUUCUGAAAACAACCGGCGUGGGUUAUACUUAACAACUAUCAGUGCCACCGACGAGGACAGUGGGAAAAAUGCAGACAUUGUGUAUCAGCUGGGGCCCAAUGCCUCCUUCUUUGAUCUGGACCGUAAGACGGGAGUUUUGAAAGCCUCCAGGGUCUUUGACCGGGAAGAGCAAGAGCGCUUCAUUUUCACCGUCACUGCCCGGGACAACGGGACCCCUCCCCUCCAAAGCCAAGCGGCUGUGAUAGUCACCGUGCUGGAUGAGAAUGACAACAGCCCCAAGUUUACCCACAACCAUUUCCAGUUUUUUGUGUCGGAGAAUCUGCCAAAGUAUAGUACUGUGGGGGUGAUCACGGUGACAGAUGCAGAUGCUGGGGACAACAAAGCCGUGACUCUUUCCAUUCUGAAUGACAAUGAGAAUUUUGUGUUGGAUCCCUACUCCGGAGUCAUCAAGUCCAACGUGUCCUUUGACAGAGAACAGCAGAGCUCCUACACUUUCGAUGUCAGAGCCACCGAUGGAGGACAGCCACCCCGUUCCUCCACUGCUAAAGUCACCAUCAAUGUCAUCGAUGUCAACGACAAUAGCCCCGUUGUCAUCUCACCACCGUCUAACACGUCCUUUAAGUUGGUGCCCCUCUCGGCCAUUCCCGGCUCCGUGGUAGCCGAAGUUUUCGCCGUGGAUAUUGACACCGGAAUGAACGCGGAACUGAAGUACACCAUUGUGAAUGGGAACAACAAAGGUUUGUUUCGGAUCGACCCAGUAACAGGUAACAUCACCCUGGAGGAGAAGCCGGCACCCACUGAUGUGGGCUUGCACCGUUUGGUGGUCAACAUAAGCGACCUGGGGUACCCGAAGUCCUUGCACACGCUGGUGCUGGUUUUUCUGUACGUGAAUGACACGGCUGGCAACGCCUCCUACAUCUACGACUUGAUCCGCAGGACUAUGGAGACCCCCUUGGACAGGAACAUAGGGGACAGUAGCCAACCCUAUCAGAACGAGGACUAUCUCACCAUCAUGAUCGCCAUCGUGGCCGGCGCCAUGGUGGUCAUUGUCGUGAUCUUCGUCACUGUGCUGGUGCGCUGUCGCCACGCGUCAAGGUUCAAAGCUGCUCAGAGGAGCAAGCAAGGCGCCGAAUGGAUGUCCCCGAACCAGGAGAACAAGCAAAACAAGAAAAAGAAACGGAAGAAAAGAAAGUCCCCCAAGAGUUCGCUCUUGAACUUUGUGACGAUCGAAGAGUCCAAGCCGGAUGAUGCCGUUCACGAACCCAUCAAUGGGACCAUCAGCCUGCCCGCUGAGCUGGAGGAGCAGAGCAUAGGAAGGUUUGACUGGGGCCCUGCCCCUCCAACAACCUUCAAGCCCAACAGCCCCGACUUGGCCAAGCACUACAAGUCUGCCUCUCCACAGCCGGCGUUUCAUCUCAAACCAGACACUCCCGUUUCUGUGAAAAAGCACCAUGUGAUUCAGGAACUCCCUUUGGACAACACCUUUGUCGGGGGUUGUGACACGCUUUCCAAACGCUCUUCCACUAGUUCAGACCACUUCAGUGCCUCAGAGUGCAGCUCCCAAGGAGGCUUCAAGACAAAGGGCCCCUUACACACCAGACAGCCCCUGUUCCUGAACGGGUCAGAAGUGCCAACCACCAUCCACCUCUGCACAAACUUGCCAGCUAAGAUCAGCAUGGGCCUUCCCCCCACCUAUCUGUAAUGCUGUGGGAUAACUAAUCUGCAUGUCUAUUUAGAAAUAUGUACAUAAUUAUUUUAUCAUGGUUUAUAUAAGUUCAGAUUUUUCCUACUGCAGGUUUUCUAGUUUUAUCACCCACAUAAAAAAAAAUAUCCAGUUAUUUUACACAGUGCUCUUAAAUGCCCCAUGUUUUAUGAUUGGAUUCUUAAUGCCUUCCUUAAAAUUUUAACAGUUGUUGGUCAAUUAGUCAACCAUGAGUUGGACUGUCAAAGUCCCCCUUACAAUUGCUAACUUCAUAGGACCAGUGAAAUGUAUCCAUUAUGGGCUAUCAUAAUCUAUCUGAUUGGAUAAAACACUUAUGUAAGGUUGGUGCACUUUUAAUGGGAGGCACAAAAAUUGAAGACCAACAAGAAGGAACUAAGAGACACCAAUGCAGAGCUUGCCCUGCUCCAGAAGCAAAUGAGAUUUUCCUUAUUCCAUAGUGCCAAGGUAUUUGAUUCUUGGAAUAGCAUGCUCAUCAUUUAUGCCCAUGCUGUGUAGUGCAUGUGGAUUGUAGGGUCACUUGAAUGAAUGCUGUUCUUAUUUAAAAUAUAUUCUGACACAUUCCUGGAGAAUUUUUUUUUUUUUACGAAAGAAUUCUCCUUCAAAAAGAGUUUCAAGUUGACCUAUCAUUCCAAAAUCUUGUGUUUUUGAAGCUUGCAUUGUUUACAUUUUUAUUGUGAGCACUCCCUUAUUUUUCUUUUUUUAAAGAUUAACAGGAGAACUGUUGGGACAAUAGCUUUAUCCUGGCUACUCUUCCUGAUAAGUUUUAAUAGAAGGAUUUCAGUUUUUCUAAUUAAAGAGCCGUAUUGAAAAUGUUGACUGGCUGCCGAUUGUAUGCUGUUAAUUAGGCAAGAAAACAUUCGGUAAGGGCACAUGUUUACAUCAACCAGAAAAGAAAAAGCUAAACUCCCUAACUAAUGUACCAGUGAAGUGAAACAGCAGAAUGUUCUUUACUGAAGUUAUUAGGAUAGUGGGAAGUGUUCUUCUGACUUAUGAGCAGAAAUGCAUUGUGCAUGUCUGCUUUGAACCCCACGGCUUCCACAAUCAUAGAAAUCUAUUUGUAGUACGCAUGCGCAUGUGGGAGAAAGUUUUUGUCUCUGCAUAUGUUUAGAGUGUCCUUUUUCAAAAAGUAUUUUGUGUGUGUGUGUUUAAUGAUAGCAUUUUGAUAGGACUCAUCUUUAAUUAGAGCAUACCUAAAAACAAACAGUUUUACCCAACUUUCUAUCAGACUCAGACAGUAGAAUGUCAAACUAUUAUGGUUCCCACAGUAGAUUCCAGACCUGUAAUAGGGUUCCCAUUCGAGGUUGGAAGCUAAACCCUAGCGCUUGAAAGUACGGUGGCCUAAUAUGAUGUGUUGAUUUAACUUUCUGGUUACUAAAAGUAUAGCCAGAGUUCUCCUUUAUCAAGGGACAAAACAGGCAAGGUUUUGUGAAAAACUAAAUUAAUUGUCCAUGAACUCUCACCAUAUCAGUAAUGAUAUUUAUACUGGCAUUAUGCCUUUUGGUUCUGAUUAUGACAGGAGGGCUCAAUCCAAGGUGACAUUGAAAGAGCCAUCCUUAAUAGUCUUAGUGUAGGAGAUUUCUGCCUUGAGCAGUGUAGAGCUCUCCAGCCUGGACCUUGUUUUCUCCACAAGUGUAGAUUAAUGUGCAUCACUUCUAGAUAGCGGAGGAAGAAGCCAAGAGGACUAAUGGAACUGGGCAAAAUGAAAACCGUGGAAUGAACCUCUUACACUGGUUUUUGAUGGUGAUUCAGUGGGUGGGGCAAAGGGGCACCAGCUUUUGCACUUUCAGACUUUGGGCAGUGUUGAUGGCAAGAGGAUGUGGAAAGCAACUGUGUGAAUAAAGCUGACAUAGUGCUUUUCCCACCAAACACAAAAAUCACUUUUCCAAUGUAUGAAGCAGUGGUACAGAUCACCAGCCAAUGAUUUUCCCCCAUUAAAUGACAACUGCUUUUACUGUUUUAAAAUAUUUGCAGAAAAUUUAUCCUUAGUUCAGGGGCCUAGAGAAAAUGAGACUUAAUGCAUUGAACAUACAUAGCUAAUAUACAACAUAUUCAUUUUACUUUAUAUGAAAUGUCUCUGAAGAUAUUUUUACACCUUCAUGAAAAUCAUGAUAAAAAAUUAUUUUAACACCAAUCUAUCAAGAAUUUUUCUUAGCUUCUUUUUCUUUUACUACAAAGCUUACCAGUCAUAAGCAGAAUGAAAAUAUUUUCCAGUACUGAUGUUAUAUGUGCUCUUCCCAAGUUGACCAAUUUCUACCUGUCUUUAGAGCACACCGAGUGUUUCUCCACUGGUGCUUCCAUAAAAUUGCUGUUCCUUGACUUGGCCUUGGCAAGAGCUUGCACAUGUUUUUACAUAAAUUUUUGAAGGGGGUGCUAAUUUUUCGAUUUUUAGCAAUGCAUUUUUUGAGAGUCUAUUCACCUCUAUUUCCUGCAUUCUAUUUUCAGUCACAAAAUGCAUUUCAAUGUUGUGUAUAGAUUAGUAAAAAUGAAGUAUAGCACUACUGAAAUGUAAUAUUUGGUAUAACUUCAAGAGACCCACCUCAUGUAGGCAAUUUUGAAAUCAGUACAUUUAGGGCAGUAGGUUUUUAGAGAUUGCUUCUUAAAAGAAAUCUUUAUUACCUCCUAGAAUCAUAAAAUAAAACCAUAGUACCAGGAAUAUUACAAAUUUAAAGUGAUUACUUAAAAAGGAGAUAAAUUGCAAAUGUGUACAUCAUCCUAUAUUUGAGAUGAUUGUAUAUGGGUCUUUGGAGGUAACAUAGUACCAUUAGCAGAAAAAUACAAAGUUUGUUAACAAUGAUGGAGAACAACAUAUCGAUAAAAUGAAAUGGUUGUCAUUAAAGUUUCAAAAACUUGUGACCCAAUUUAAGUAUAUUUGUAGUUUAUGAAACUUCAUUUAAAAUUCAUUUAACUUCACAAUAUUAGAAAGAAAUAAUGUAAGGAUGUUAAGAGUUCUUUUAUAUAUCACAUUAUGAGAUAGCAUAUUCAAGAGAUUUGAAAAGUCUCAGCUUAAUCUGAACAUAUACAUACUUUAUAGUUAAACAAAUCAUUGUUUUGCUACUGUCAACGUCUUAAAGCAUGGAGUAGCAAGAAGACAUUACGAUUUGCUUAAUUAAUCUUGCUCAUUUUACAUGACAAGAAAUAUGAUUACUCUUUGAUGAUCAUGUUAUUUGAAUUAUAUAUGAUCUUUUUAUUAUCCUGGAUAAAUAUCAAUUCCCACACAUACACAUGACUCUCACUCACAUGUGGGCAGAAGGAGCACCUCACUUCCUUAUAAAGGAGGACCUUUCCUUCUAACAUAACAUGAACCUUAAUGCUUCUCAUUGCAUUUCCCUUGAAUGAAAACAGACAUCGAGGUCAAUAGGGCAGAGCUCAGCUUUCCCGGGUUGAUGGCCUGCAUUAACAGUAGGUACCAUUGUGCAUUUGUGUGUGCCUUCUUUAAUACCUUGUGCACAACCUGCAUAUUCUUUACAUUUUCACCAAUAAAAGGCAACUUGGUGAGUUAGCGAGAUUGACUGGGUUUUAACACAUGGUGCUGCUCCAUUACAACCAUCCAAGAUUUGGACUGUGGAGAUUUAAAAGAAUUUAAUUUGUCUUGCCUGUUUAUAGAGGUAGUUUUUCUAGAUGUUUUUAGAUGUAGUCUCCUAAAAAUGCAAACUUUGUUACCAUACAACUUAUUUCCUUAGCUUACUUUUAAGGUUCAGCUGCUUAAAAAAAAUUAUAUAUAUACUCGUAGUCAUUGGAUGAUGACGUCUUGAUAUUACUCAGCAGUUUGGUAGACAUAGGCAGAUCACCACAUUGCUCAUAUUUGAAUGCAAAGUGCAUCGUUUCAAUCAUUACUGCCUGAAUGAUUUUUAGGGGAUGAUCAUUAAGUACUCCCUCUCCUUUUGCCACUUCAAUAUAGGUUGGUAUGUUCUUGGUUCUUUUAUGCCUUUCCUUUUUGGUAUCCAAGUGAAAGUAAUGGAAAAUAGCACAUUUGUUUUAUGAUAAAUCCUACAUAGUUUUAGAUACCCAAAAUAAAUUCUCAUAUGCAACUAUAUGCUCAAAAUGAUGAACUGAGGUUCAAAGAUAUAUCCCUUAUUGUGUUGUAUGUAUGAAUGAUCAUAAUUGUAAAACACUGAUGUCACAUUUUCCUAUAACACAUUAAUUCAGUAGUUAUCGAUCACAAUACAGUAUAUCCUACUGCUACAUUAUAAAAUUAAUUUUUGAUUCCUAGUAAGCUGUAGAUAAAUGGUUGUUAUUAAAGAGUUGUAGGGAAAUGUUUCCUCUGAUUGGAAAUUGGUGAAGAUCUUAUUUAACCUAAGUAUAUUGCAGAGUAGGUUUUAUUUAAGAAGUUCAAUGUGGCAAUAGAGUUCAAUUUUGAUUUCACAUCAAGUUUAUACAUACAAAACUGAUUUGGCUGAAAAUUAGGUGAUAUAUUUUAGAAUAUUUAAAAUAGCCAAAAUAAUACUACAAUGUGUUAUAUGGAUGAUUUAUCAAUAAAAGUUAUUACUGUUAAUAAUGGUAGAAAAUUCUUUCCUCCCUAUGCCUAGUGAUUUAAAUUGAAUGGGAAAUUAGUAAUAUGUUAUAAUAAGGAUGCAUCUUACUAUCAAUAUUUGCUGAAGAGUGUUGAACACAGAAUUAAAAUUUGUCCUUAUUAAAAUGGACCUUUGUACACUAUGAUUUGAAUUAAGUAAUAAAUAUAUAAUGCAUCUUUAAAGUUGUAUAUCAAAAUGUAUAAUGUUCCAUUUUGGCUACAUUUUGUAAAGCAUUUUUGGUGUAAUCAAUAUGACUCACAUAUGUCAAAUUAAGUAUUCUAUUUAUUUAAACAAUUAUAUACUUAAUGUAUUUGGAAGCUUAUUGCACUUAUAUAAUUGUAUAUACUGCGGCUUCAAAAGUCUGUACCUAUCCUUGCUUUUAAAAAAUUAGUAUGUGCAUUUUUCCAAUUUAUUUUUAAUUAAUUAUAUUAAGGAAAACAUCAUUUACUAAAUGUACCUUAAA